Molecule: messenger RNA, 1071 nt
Organism: Ruditapes philippinarum (Manila clam)
Lineage: Eukaryota; Metazoa; Mollusca; Bivalvia; Venerida; Veneridae
Product: protein unc-79 homolog
Exons: 8
Molecular function (GO): protein binding
Source: RefSeq, a predicted model, not a curated record
GCAAAGCUGACCAUUUUUUUUUAUUAUUCAAAUCUACCCCUUGAUAUGUAAAUGGAACGUUCAGUAAUAGAUACAGAUGCUGAAGAUGUUCACGAUAAAUUAAGAAAACCUGCAGAUUGUGCUGUUUUGUUCCGUUGCUUUUCUAUAUAUACAGAAACUGCUGAUUGGCACAUUAUGUAUGUGAUCACCAUGCAGAAUGUGAACAGUACUAUGAAAUAUUAAUGAGCAGUAGAACAUUUCAAAAUGACUUCACAUCCCUUAACAACACACGCUGUAACAUUUACAUCAAAGAUCAGAAAUCUGCGAGAUUAUCAUUACAGUGUCUCUAACAAUUUGACACCUCAACCUACAGGUGUUGAUAUUGCUAACACCCUAAAAUAUUUCUCACAAACACUGCUCAGUAUUCUGAAGGAUGUACCUAACAUACCAGCAGAGAGCUAUGGUCCCGGUCAAAGAGACAGUGUCCGUCUGUCUGUAUUCCCAAAUAAUAACUAUUCUGGACUGUACAAGGCCUCCUUAAAUAUGAUAGACCUUGUUCCUGUCAUACAAAUUGGACAGUUAGAGCUGGGUGAAGCAGUAUUGAAUGUUCUCGGCUGUCUGGUUCCAUUCUUAGAGAAUGACCUACUGGAUUCCCUUCCCUACACAGUGGCCUCAACACUCGCAAUAUUCCCUCCAACAUUACACAAAGAUACCAUUGAUUUACUCUGUAGCAACUUACUUCCAAUGACACUGGGUUUUGAAGGUUGUUCGGAGCCGACAUAUGCCAGUGAAUCUGCUGCUGCUAUAAUUACUAUGGUGUUUCAACAUACAGAUAAUGGAUCAUACCAUUCCCAAAUACUGGAGUGUUUUAUGAGUCUAAAAAAAGAUAUCAUCAAAGACGUACUAAGCAUUAUUGCAUAUGGACCACCGUCGGCUCGAGCACCAGCCGCGAACCUUCUCUUCUACUAUUGGCCGCAGCUGAACCCUUCUCUAUCAGACAGACGUGGUAUUCAUUAUAAAUACAGUGCCUGGCCCCCAGUGCUGUGUCAACGUGAAGACUGUGUCAAUUCAGGCAAAUGUCAAGCUGUCAAG